Messenger RNA from Necator americanus (New World hookworm), 258 nucleotides. RefSeq lists its product as uncharacterized. The record is from RefSeq and is a predicted model, not a curated record. Lineage: Eukaryota; Metazoa; Nematoda; Chromadorea; Rhabditida; Ancylostomatidae. The coding region runs from base 1 to 258 and encodes 85 amino acids. The transcript has a single exon.
AUGACACCAAUCAACGAAUUAAUGCUUCAGUUCGAACACCAGCUGGGUAUACAACACCGUUCGAGGACGGUAACUGGAGUAAGACAGAGGGCAGUGGCAGGACCCUUCUUGUUCAACUUCGUCAUUGAUUAUAUUAUGCGAAGAACAGUCGAUCAGAGCCCUGUCGACAUUGUUUUAGCGCCAGCUUAUGGAGUACUUCUACGUCCUGAUAAAAUGCGAGCAGAUCUGGAUCUCUUCGAGACUUCGAACUGGAAUUAG